AUGAGUCUUCCCCCCGCACAAUCUCCGCUAGGGCAGUAUCGUAGACUUGUAGAUUCUGGUACAUUAAGGCCCGAUGAUCAUCAAACGCGGAUUAUCGAAAAGCUACAACGGCUACAUGACGACCUUCUACGCUACAAACCACCCCAUAUCUCGCAUUCGCCGCCUUCGCCAUCACUCUUCUCUCGCUUCUUUGGGAAGCCAUCGGAGGGACCCAUAACACCACCAGAAGGUUUGCCGAAGGGUCUAUAUCUCUACGGGGAUGUAGGCACUGGCAAGACCAUGCUCAUGGACCUCUUCUACAACACGCUACCCUCACACAUCACCCGCAAGCGGCGCGUGCACUUCCAUGCGUUCAUGAUUGACGUGCACAAACGUAUACAUGCCGCGAAGGCGAAGCUUGGACACGCAGGAGGAGACCCCAUUGCGCCCGUCGCUCGCGACCUUGCCUCCGAGGCGUACGUGCUGUGCUUCGACGAGUUCCAGGUCACUGACAUUGCAGACGCAAUGAUCUUGCGACAGCUCUUCGAGAGGUUAUUGAACCAUGGCGUUGUCUGUGUGAUGACAUCAAAUCGUCAUCCCGAUGACCUCUACAAGAAUGGCAUUCAGCGAUCCAGCUUCGUACCAUGCAUCGAGCUUCUGAAGGAACGCUUCGAGGUCACGGACCUCGAUUCGGGAACUGACUACCGCCGUAUACCUCGAUCGCUAUCGCACGUGUACUAUGAUCCUCUCACCCCAGAGAAUAGGGCAGAAGUCGAGAAAGUCUUCCGAGCUUUUACCUCUGAUCCCUCUGACCCCGUUAUCCCCAACCGCAAGUUGCACACCUGGGGUCGCGAAAUUGUCGUGCCUGAGAGCUCAAGCACUGUGGCGAAGUUCAGCUUCCCAGACCUCUGCGGCAAGCCCAUGAGCGCAGCAGACUAUAUUGAGAUCACGAAGAACUUUGGCACGAUUUUCGUCGUGGAUGUGCCGAAGAUGGGCUUGAGCCAGAAGGACAUGGCACGCAGGUUCAUCACGUUCAUCGAUGCCUGCUACGAGAGUAAGACGAAGCUGUUCGUGUCUUCCGAGGUGCCAAUAUACCAAAUAUUCUCCGACGAUCCCAACAGUAAGGCAGGGGAGAUCUCCGACCACAUGCGAAGUGUCAUGGAUGAUCUGGGUCUCCCGAGCGACUUGGUCGGCGCCAGUUCUAUGUUCACCGGUGACGAAGAGUUGUUUGCGUUCGCACGGUGUUGCUCUCGGCUGGUUCAGAUGGGCAGCAAAGAGUGGGCAGAGACAGCGGGUGCUCGCUAG
Messenger RNA from Dichomitus squalens LYAD-421 SS1, 1284 nucleotides. Its product is annotated as AFG1-like ATPase. The record is from RefSeq and is a predicted model, not a curated record. The coding region runs from base 1 to 1284 and encodes 427 amino acids. Gene Ontology annotation, molecular function: ATP binding; ATP hydrolysis activity. The transcript is spliced from 9 exons. Gene Ontology annotation, biological process: protein quality control for misfolded or incompletely synthesized proteins. Lineage: Eukaryota; Fungi; Basidiomycota; Agaricomycetes; Polyporales; Polyporaceae. Gene Ontology annotation, cellular component: mitochondrion; cytoplasm.